AUGAAUGAGGAGGAGAAGGAGGAAGAGAAGCUAAGGGAGAGAAGAGAAGAGGAAUUUGAGGUUCUGAAAUCUAUAUUUUCAAAUGAUUUGAGAGACAUGAGAGAAACUGAUGCCUGGAAAAUUGUAAGACCUCCAGAGAUGAUUAUUCAUCUAGAAUCAUCGAAUACCUCUAGAGGAUCGCAUGAAUUGAAUUGUCAAGUAGAUCUGAGAAUAAAAAUGACUUCUCGCUAUCCUUUGGAUGUCCCAGAAAUCUCUAUUGCAGAAUCUCAUGGACUCUCCCAGGCCCAGCAGGAUGCGUUGCUAAAUAAGCUGAUAAAGAUGGCGACAGACCAGGCCGGUGAGGAACUAAUCUACGAAUUAUGUACAGAAACACAAUCCUUUCUUGUUGAAAAUGGCUGCAAGAUAUUCUCCUCGUUUUAUGAGGAAAUGGAGGAAAGGAGAAAAAUUGAAGAGAGAAAAAAAUCUGAGGGCUAUAGUAGACUAACAUCCUUAGAGAGACAGGUCAUGGCUAAAGAGGUGGUUAAGCGUAGGGAGGAGAUUGAUGAGGAGGAACGAUUGGUAAAGGAAGAGGAGACCAAAUGUAAGGAGAACAAUAUUCUAGGUGGAUGGGGUAGAAGGGAUGAUAAAAAACUCGAGAAUGAGUUUAGAGCCAGGGAUGAAUGGAGGUUGAGGAUGAAAAAGAAUUCUGAAUGUGAGGAGAGUAGAGAUGGAACUGAGAAAAUAAACUUUAGAGUCAGAGGUGUAAAAUAUGAGGUGGUACGAGGGUGUAGUCUGGGAUAUAACCAUCAAGGUGAAUCAACAUAUUCCGGUAUUCUACUAGAAACUGGACAGAUGCUCGCCAUUCAUAGGUGGCAAUUAUGCACGAAGGCAGUAAACAGAAAAGUUAAAUUUCUUGACUCGGAAACGGAAAUGGGAAAACAGCUGACAUUGUUUGAAAAUGAGAUGGCCAACCUACAGAAGAUCCGUCAUGUUAACUUAGUGAGUUAUAUUGGAUUAGAGAAAACAGAGCUGGCUAAAGAGAGGAAACUCAUCCUUCACUUGUUUCAGGAAUUUUGCAGGGGAACAUCCCUAGACCUAUAUAUAACAGGAGAGCAAACAAUGAAUAUUACUUGCCUUCACAAUGUGGCAUCUCAGGUUCUUGUUGGCUUGGAAUACCUUCAUGGUUUAGAUAUAAUUCACAGAAAUCUACGUCAUAGUUCUGUUUUUAUCCAGCCGGAUGGGAUUGUCAAGGUUGCUGAUUUUUCUCUUGACUUGAAAAUCCGGGAAUUUGUUGCUGUUACUAACGAGGAAAUUCUUGAAGAUGUGUACCCCCUCUCACUUGGGCGUGGAGGGAAGAAAUGUGAUAUUUACAGAUUUGGUCUGAUUCUGAUCUCCGUUCUACAGGGUUCUAUAGUAAAGGAUCAGAACCCAAAAUUGCCAGGUGCUUUACCUGUCUUACUGCAAGAUUUCCUGUCUAAAUGUCUUCUGAAGGAUGAGAAGGAGCGCUGGAGCGCAGACCAGCUUCUAGAGCACGCUUUCUUGACUGAGUUUGUUCGAGGAGAUCAGGAGGGCUGGGGGCAAGCUCCUCAUCCCUUAGAAGCUCAAAGACCGGAGUCUACGGAGCCAGUAAUGGAGUUAAAUAAAGACCCAAUUAUCAUAGAAAACUCAAAACAAUCAAGACUUAACCAGGAUUUCACAAUAAUAUCCUGGAUUGGUCGAGGAGGGUUCGGAGACGUAAUUCAGGUAAAAAACAAGCUGGAUGACCAGACCUACGCGAUUAAACGUAUUCGCCUGAACCCAGCUGACCGCCAGAUUAACAAGAAGAUAAUGCGGGAAGUGAAACUUCUAUCAAGAUUGAAUCAUGAAAAUGUGGUCAGAUACUACAACUCUUGGCAGGAAGUAACUCUUGUCUCACCAGACACUGAUGAAGGAAGUACUACUACUACUGAGGAGGGAACUGGGCCUCAAUCAAGACUAGGAAAUAAUUCUUUGAGUAUGCUUGGUUUUCAACCUCCUAGCUUCAAAUCACCACUGUCAUCUAGACAAGAAGAUUCUGAGUGGAGUGUGAGCUUCAUGCCUCCAGAAUCAGACUCUGAUUCUGAGUCAGAUUCUGAGAGUUUCCACCAGCCUGUAGUAGCACUGAGCCAGGAGUCGGAUAGUGAAAGGAUCAUAUUUGGUGAAGGCAUAUCAGAAUCUGGUUCAGAAGAGAUCAGUCAGAGUAACAACAAUGAAGUAUCAUCAGAAGAGCAGUCAGAGAAAAGAUUGGUACAACUGAACACAUUGUACAUUCAAAUGGAGUACUGUGAAAAGAAAACAUUAAGGAACUACAUUGAUGAAGGGCUUCACAAGGACAUGAAGAAGGUUUGGCAGAUGUUCAGAGAAGUAAUUGAUGGAUUAGUUCAUAUUCAUACACAGGGCAUGAUACACAGGGAUUUGAAACCUGUGAAUAUAUUUAUUGACAGUCAUGAUAAUAUAAAGAUUGGAGAUUUUGGUUUAGCUACCACAGAACUAAUAGGAUCUGUUCCAGCUGAAGAUAUCAGGAAGGAAGAUAUGGAUCAGAGUAUUGCAGUGGUAGAGGAUAUGACCGGCCUGGUUGGAACAGCACUUUACACUGCUCCCGAGGUCACUAAAAGGAAUGCAACCUACAACCAGAAGGUUGAUCUCUACAGUCUAGGAGUCAUCCUCUUUGAAAUGUGCCAUCCUCCUCUGCUUACAGGCAUGGAGCGCAUUCAGGUGUUGACAGCAUUAAGAUCCCCAGAAAUAGUAUUCCCUGAGGAUUGGGAUCGUCACCUGCUUCCACAACAAACUUACAUAGUCACAUGGCUUUUAGAUCAUGAUCCUAUGAAGCGUCCAACGAGUCAUGAUUUACUAAUGUCCGACUAUCUGCCACCAGCUCAUGUUGAAGAGUCAAGAAUUCAAGAGACUGUCAGGAACGCCAUGAAAAAUAAGAACAGCAAAGCAUACAGGCAUUUGAUAAAUUCUUGCAUGUCCCAACCCAUGUCUCUCCCAAAAGAUGUUCAUUUUGAUGGGGAUACAGUCAAACCAGGCUUGGUGAGAAAACUUGGCGCGGCGUAUGCUCUUUUCCACUGUGUAGCACAGGAAGUGUUUGAACUUCACGGGGCAGUACCACUAGACUCACAUCUCAUGCUUCCAAUGAAUGCCCAGAAUCCAUGGAAGGGACAAGAAACCUCCGUGCAAAUUAUGACCCGCAGCGGUGAUAUCAUCUGCCUUCCUCAUGAUCUUAGAAUAUCAUUUGCUAGGUAUCUGGCAAGGUUAAAACUAAACAAUUUCAAAAGAUAUUCUUUUGGUAAGGUUGUGAAGGAGAAGAAGGUCUUUGGUCUACAUCCUAAGGAGUAUACUGAAUGUGCUUUCGAUAUAAUAACCGGCAUUAGUGGUCAGGUUGUUGCAGAUGCUGAGUUGUUGGUAGUUUGUGAACAUAUUAUAAAAUCUUUAGGAGACUGGAAAGAUACCAAAUUUAUAUUCAGAUUGGGACAUGGGAACCUUGUUAAGGGAAUCCUUCUGCACCUGGGUAUCCCAGAGAAGAAACAUCAGCUUGUUGUAGAUGCUGUUAAACAGUUUGGGGCACAGAAAACUCAGAUAUCCAAUGCACUAAAUAACAUUGGUCUUGGUGAGACAGGAGUUAGUUUUCUUCUCUCCCUUCUAGAUGCAGAUACUGGUCUCAAUCAGCUUACCAGUAUUCUAAGGUCUGUAACGAAAAGGCGAGGGGAGGCUGGUGAGCUUGUGAAAGCUGCUCUGCAAGAAUUGAAAACGAUACAGGCUGCUGCUGUUCGACUAGGAUUAACCUUUGAGGUUCAAUUCUCUAUUAAGAGUUUAUAUCCUCCCUGUCUUUACUCUGGUAUGGUGCUUCAACUCAUCAGAGUAAUACCGAGCAAAACUACACGUUCCAUGGAUAUUGUAGCAGCAGGAGGGAGAUAUAACUCAUUAGUUCAUAGAUACAGAGAAUAUCUUGAAGUUGGAAGUUUAAGAGAAGAAGGAGAAAACAUCGUUCAGGAGGAUGAGCUGUGUGCUACUGGAUUCUCAUUAUCUGUGGAUAGACUUGUCUCAGCAUUGAGUAAACAGCAAACAUUCAGCCAAACAGUUUGUCAGGUUUUAGUGGCCGGGGAUGAACAGGAACGAGCUCAUAUUUGCUCUGAAUUCUGGAAAUGUGGAAUAAAAACUGUUCUGUCCGUAUCCACCAGGAUGGAUGAAUUAACUGAAUUGGCAAGAGAGCUAGGAGCUGAAAUUGUUAUUUUUGCAACCAACGAGAUUGCCAGAAUAUCAUUUGGGGAUAAAGAAGGCAGGUUCCUAGUAGAGAAGAAGAUUGCGCUAGGGGAAGUGGUAAAUUUAGUAUCCAGGGAUUUAAAGUUUGGUUUGGAACCAGAACCUUCUAGAUCUGAACAUUUUCAGUUGAAACCUUCUCUUUACAGGGAUGAAAGAAUACAGCCGGGACCUAAAAUUGAUUAUAAUUUCGACCUUAUUGAUCGGGAGAAGUACAGUAUGAGCAAGAAGAAACAAGAGAUCUGUAAGAGCAUGAAGCUUGCAACAGCGCUGUCAAGAUUUGAUUCCAGCUGUCAUGUUCUAGUUGUUGCUUUAGGUUUACCAGGUUCUGUGAUAAAAUAUAUGGCUGGGAACCUGGAAAUGGAGGAUGAGGAUAAAUUCCAAUCUAGUCUUAAUCAACUAAUAAAUCAGUUUCCUAGAUACAGAAAUUAUUUCGCUGAAGUAUCCGAUGUGAUGAUCAAGGCCAGGUUUCGGGAUAAGACCUCAAGUAGUCUUGUCCUUUUUUCUCUAGAGGACAACAGCUUCAGAAUCCUACAUUAGUCCUAAUGGAACCAGGACCAAAAGGACUUCUUUGCAAACCUUUAAAAAUGUUACCACUUUUAAGACAAGUUGUUUGAGUCAACCCCAGAAAAACUGUUCGCAUGUUUAUUUCAUCUUUCUUUUUCAAAGAUCUUUCUCUUGUGAUAAAAUACAUACAAAACAUCCAAAUAAAAUUUACUUUUCUACUUU
Eurytemora carolleeae is the source of this 4986-nucleotide messenger RNA. It is a transcript of the gene Gcn2, whose product is annotated as eIF-2-alpha kinase GCN2. The record is from RefSeq and is a predicted model, not a curated record. Gene Ontology annotation, molecular function: protein binding; ATP binding; eukaryotic translation initiation factor 2alpha kinase activity. Gene Ontology annotation, biological process: regulation of translational initiation by eIF2 alpha phosphorylation; DNA damage checkpoint signaling. Bases 1 to 4797 code for a protein of 1598 amino acids. The transcript has 49 exons. NCBI's taxonomy places the organism in Eukaryota, Metazoa, Arthropoda, Copepoda, Calanoida, Temoridae.